Lipotes vexillifer (Yangtze River dolphin) is the source of this 1998-nucleotide messenger RNA. RefSeq names its product cholinergic receptor nicotinic alpha 4 subunit (gene CHRNA4). The coding region runs from base 1 to 1857 and encodes 618 amino acids. The transcript is spliced from 6 exons. Gene Ontology annotation, cellular component: postsynaptic membrane. The record is from RefSeq and is a predicted model, not a curated record. Gene Ontology annotation, biological process: monoatomic ion transmembrane transport. Gene Ontology annotation, molecular function: transmembrane signaling receptor activity; acetylcholine-gated monoatomic cation-selective channel activity. NCBI's taxonomy places the organism in Eukaryota, Metazoa, Chordata, Mammalia, Artiodactyla, Lipotidae.
AUGGAGCUCGGGGGCCCGGGGGCGCCGCCGCCGCCGCUGCUGCCGCCGCUGCUGCUGCUGCUGGGGGCCGGCCUCUUGCCUGUGUGCAGCCACGUGGAGACCCGGGCCCACGCGGAGGAGCGGCUGCUGAAGAAACUCUUCUCUGGCUACAACAAGUGGUCCCGGCCCGUGGCCAACAUCUCGGACGUAGUUCUUGUCCACUUUGGCUUGUCUAUCGCGCAGCUCAUUGACGUGGAUGAGAAGAACCAGAUGAUGACGACGAAUGUGUGGGUGAAGCAGGAGUGGCAUGACUAUAAGCUGCGCUGGGACCCCGCUGACUACGAGAACGUGACCUCCAUCCGCAUCCCCUCUGAGCUCAUCUGGCGGCCGGACAUCGUCCUGUACAACAACGCGGACGGGGACUUUGCCGUCACCCACCUGACCAAGGCCCACCUCUUCCACGACGGGCGGGUGCGGUGGACACCCCCGGCCGUGUACAGGAGCUCCUGCAGCAUCGACGUUACCUUCUUCCCCUUCGACCAGCAGAGCUGCACCAUGAAGUUCGGGUCCUGGACCUAUGACAAGGCCAAGAUCGACCUGGUGAGCAUGCACCGCCGCGUGGACCAGCUGGGCUUCUGGGAGAGCGGCGAGUGGGUCAUCGUGGAUGCCGUGGGCACCUACAACACGCGCAAGUACGAGUGCUGCGCGGAGGUGUACCCAGAUAUCACGUACGCCUUCGUCAUCCGGCGCCUGCCGCUUUUCUACACCGUGAACCUCAUCGCGCCCUGCCUGCUCAUCUCCUGCCUCGCGGUGCUCGUCUUCUACCUGCCGUCCGAGUGCGGCGAGAAGGUCACGCUGUGCGUCUCCGUGCUGCUCUCGCUCACCGUCUUCCUGCUGCUCAUCACCGAGAUCACCCCGUCCACCUCGCUGGUCAUCCCGCUGAUCGGCGAGUACCUGCUGUUCACCAUGACCUUCGUCACGCUCUCCAUCACCAUCACCGUCUUCGUGCUCAACGUGCACCACCGCUCCCCGCACACGCACACCAUGCCCGCCUGGGUCCGCCGCGUCUUCCUGGACGUCGUGCCGCGUCUGCUCUUCAUGAAGCGGCCGUCCGCGGUCAAGGACAACUGCCGGCGGCUCAUCGGGUCCGUGCCCGAGGCGGCCGGGGCCCCGCGCUUCUGGCUGGAGCCCCGGGGCGAGCCCGAGCUCAGGAGUCGGGGCCCCGCCCCGCCCCCGACCCCGUCCUGCGGGCCGGACCGGCCGGCCUGCACAUCACCCUCGGACCAGGCCUCUGCUCUGCGGCCCUCAGAGGCCGAGAAGGCCGGCCCCUCCCCCUCGCCCGGGCCCUGCCGCCCACCCACCAGCACCCGGGCCCCAGGGCUCGCCAAGGCCCGGUCCCUGAGCGCCCAGCACGUGUCCGGCCCCAGCGAAGUGGCAGAGGGCGGCGUGAGGUGCCGGUCCCAGAGCAUCCAGUACUGCGUGCCCCGAGAAGAGGCCGCCUCCCCAGCCGACCACCCGGCGGACGGCUCCCCUGCCUCGCUGACCACGGCCCCCUCGGCCGAGCUUCCGCCCCCAGACCAGGCCUCCCCCUGCAAAUGCAAGUGCAGGACGGAGGCGGAGGCACCACAUGCCGCGCUCAAGGCCCCCGGCACCGGCGCGCCGCCCCAGCCCCUGUCGCCAGCUCUGGCGCGGGCGGUUGAGGGAAUCCAGUACAUUGCAGACCACCUGAAGGCGGAAGACAAGGACUUCUCGGUGAAGGAGGACUGGAAGUGCGUGGCCAUGGUCAUCGACCGCAUCUUCCUCUGGGUGUUCAUUCUCGUCUGCCUGCUGGGGACGGUGGGCCUCUUCCUGCCGCCUUGGCUGGCCGGCAUGAUCUAGGGGGCUCCCCGCACUCGAUGCGGUCACGCCAUUGACCAGAUUGCCCCCCAUCAUCUGUCUGCUGUGAGACGGCCUUGGAAACUGCCUCCUGGGGACCUGCCCGGGAGGCUGGUAAACGCCUGUCUAUCUGCGGGGCGGUGU